Messenger RNA from Ilyonectria robusta, 1620 nucleotides. RefSeq names its product beta-lactamase/transpeptidase-like protein. The record is from RefSeq and is a predicted model, not a curated record. Lineage: Eukaryota; Fungi; Ascomycota; Sordariomycetes; Hypocreales; Nectriaceae. The transcript has 3 exons. Bases 1 to 1620 code for a protein of 539 amino acids.
AUGCCGACCAAACUCGCUGUCGUCGAUGCAAGAGCCCUCGAGUCGCAAUUCUCAAACAUCUGCCGAAUCGGCGGCACACCCGGUUUGUCGCUUGUCGCUAUCCAUCACGGAGAAGUCAUCUACUCGAACCAUUUCGGACAUCGAGAUGUCCAAGCCAACGAGCCGCCCGACGGAGAGACCAUUUACUUCGUCGCCUCAUUGACCAAGGCCAUGGUUGCCGCAUUGAUUGGAAUCCUUGUCGAAGAACGUCUGCUGGACUGGGACACUCCCAUCUGUUGCAUCCUUCCAGAACUCAAAGGUGCCCUAGAAGGUAGAGGGUCCCAUAUCACAAUAAUCGACCUCCUUUCCCAUCGAGCUGGCAUCGCCCGCAGCGACGCUCUGUGGCUGCAGAGAGCCGGCAACGUCCUUAUCUCGAAAACCCAGGGCAUCGAUACGUGGACUUCGCAACCUCUGGUCAGGGACUUCCGAGCCGACUACCUGUACAACAACUUCGGAUAUGACAUGCUUGGUCGAGCCAUCGAGAAGCUGACGGGAAAGAGCGUCGGUACGAACUUCAAGGAGAAGCUAUUCGGGCCUCUCGGCAUGACCCGUACUUCUCUAGAAGAUGACGCUUCAACCAGGUCUAACGCCGCCAAGGCCUACUUCACAUUGGACGAUGGGUCUCCUGUCGAAGUUCCUGUCCCUACGAUCUCAGACAAAACCUUCAUGGCAGCUGCUGGCUCCGUUCGUAGCUGCACAAAUGAUCUUGCCAAGUUCUACACCAGCUUCAUGCACGCCGCCAACGACCAGUUUCGGAACAAAACUACAGAAACACAUGGGUCGCCCUUCAAGCAACUACUCCGCACUCUCCAGCCGCACAACCAGCUCACUAUACUCCCAUGCACACUUGGGGUGUUCAACUACAACAAGGAUCUCGUCCCGGCCAUGCCGACCAUCGGCGAGAACGCGGCCUCUCGGCUGGUCGUAUACCAUGGCGGAAGCAUGCAAGGGUUUACAUCAUCGGUGUAUCUACUUCCGGAGACUGAGACAGCGGUGUUUGCGUUGCAAAACUCGACGGCAUUGUGCGAUCCUUGCGAUUGGAUCCCGCAGCUCGUAGUGCAGACAAUCUUCGGACACGGGGGAGACUUGAUCGACUUCGAGAAAUUCGCCAAGACUGCUGCCGCGACUGGCGCAGGCCUUACUGAUGCCAUCGAGAAGCAGCUGCAACAAGAACGCGAGCCGGGCACCAAGCCGCAGAAGUUGACCGCCUAUGUUGGCAGGUACCGAAACAAGGCAAACACAUUCUACAUCGACAUUGCUGUACAAGAAGACGGAGAGCUGUACAUGUGCUUUCAAGGUUUGGAAAAUGAGACAUACAGACUUAGACAUUAUCAUCGCGACAUCUUCGUGUGGAACUUGUCCCACAACGAGACGGCGCGACAAGGCAGGUUCCAGACCCGCCCGCUGUGCUCGUACAAGAUCGAGUUCCAGUCAGUGGAUGGACAUGCAGGCGAUGUGAAGAUAAAUCACCUGGGCUGGAUGUAUGAUGAGUCACUUCUUGAGCCCCCAGUUUUUCUGCUGGAGGAAGUCGCAUUCCAGAACAUGGGUUUGCAAAAGUUGGACCGGUUCAACAUUGACUAG